UUAUGUCUGGACGCGGCAAGGGUGGCAAAGUGAAGGGCAAGGCAAAGUCCCGUUCGAACCGUGCCGGUUUGCAGUUCCCCGUCGGUCGUAUCCAUCGGUUGCUGCGCAAGGGAAACUAUGCCGAGCGUGUCGGUGCGGGAGCACCCGUAUAUCUGGCUGCGGUAAUGGAAUACCUCGCUGCGGAAGUGCUUGAAUUGGCCGGGAAUGCUGCUCGCGAUAACAAGAAGACGCGUAUUAUCCCGCGUCAUUUGCAGCUGGCCAUUCGUAACGAUGAGGAGCUGAACAAGCUGCUGUCCGGGGUAACCAUCGCCCAGGGUGGUGUGCUGCCCAACAUCCAGGCCGUGCUGCUGCCCAAGAAGACGGAGAAGAAGGCUUAAGCGCUUCGCCCGGACAAGACGAUGACG
Molecule: messenger RNA, 404 nt
Organism: Anopheles maculipalpis
Lineage: Eukaryota; Metazoa; Arthropoda; Insecta; Diptera; Culicidae
Product: histone H2A
Exons: 1
Coding region: 3-377 (124 amino acids)
Cellular component (GO): nucleosome
Molecular function (GO): protein heterodimerization activity; DNA binding; structural constituent of chromatin
Source: RefSeq, a predicted model, not a curated record